Messenger RNA from Cydia strobilella, 834 nucleotides. It is a transcript of the gene Pomp, whose product is annotated as proteasome maturation protein. Gene Ontology annotation, cellular component: cytoplasm; nucleus. Gene Ontology annotation, biological process: proteasome assembly. The coding region runs from base 144 to 569 and encodes 141 amino acids. NCBI's taxonomy places the organism in Eukaryota, Metazoa, Arthropoda, Insecta, Lepidoptera, Tortricidae. The transcript has 4 exons. The record is from RefSeq and is a predicted model, not a curated record.
AAUUGGCGUCGUGAAUUGACAGAUUUUUGCUGAAGUUGCUGAGCUCGAUUUUGUCAUUGUAUUCUUGUAGAAACCGAACAAUUUUUGUUUCGUUACAAUCGUUUAUCUCUUUAAAACUGCUAGACUGAAAAACAGACUACAAAAUGAGUUUCGGUCUGCCACCGUUGAAAGUGAAGCCCGAGGUCGGGAGCGACAUCAAAGUGCAGGAAGGCCCGUUCGGAGUCCCGGAACCUUUCACUGCCGGGCUGGGAGCGACUAAGGCAAAUGUCGGCAUCACACAUCCUUUGGAAGUGUCUGAACGUAAUUACCGCUUGAAUGAAGACAAAAUGAAUAUGGCAAUGCUCCGAAGCAUCCAGGGGCUCCAUGCACCAAUGAGACUCAAUAUGGAAUUGAACUUUGUUAAUAAGGUGGGCCGACUCCCUUUCCUGCCGAGCUCUAACCUUCAGCGCGACGUCUUAACCGGGCGUGACAUUGAAAUGGGCUUCGAAGACAUCCUCAAUACUCCAGAGCUGUGCGAAGUUGCCGGUCAACCCCAUGCUGUGGUUGAAAGGUCACUUGGGCUUCUGUGAGAUACGUUAAUUUGUAUCUAAACAAACAACUGAACUAAAGAGCUAGAAGACUUGUGACUAGUUUUCUAGCUCUUUGGGGGUUUUUACUUUUUGGUGUAAUUUUAGGUUUCCCUUAUAGCAUCAGCUAUAGGGGAAACCGUGGUGGGUAUCGUAGUGGGUAUCAACCCACAUUAAAUACGGUACCUGGAACAUGCCCAGCAAUGCUCCAGCUGUCUGUUUGUUCAACUGUUUGUAUUUAAACUUAAUUAAAGUAUGUAUUUUUAAU